Helianthus annuus (common sunflower) is the source of this 690-nucleotide messenger RNA. RefSeq lists its product as uncharacterized. The transcript has 2 exons. Lineage: Eukaryota; Viridiplantae; Streptophyta; Magnoliopsida; Asterales; Asteraceae. The record is from RefSeq and is a predicted model, not a curated record. The coding region runs from base 1 to 690 and encodes 229 amino acids.
AUGGAUUUUCCUACGGAUUCGACGUUUCCGUUGGACAACGAUAGCGAUAGCUAUAGCCAAUCGUCUUCCGACAAUGAGACGCUUAAAUAUUUUGUGUCGGUGUAUAACGAUCUUGAAGGAAGUUCGAACCGCCCAAAGAAGAAAAUGGUGGAUCGUUCAAACAACGAUAUCAAUGUUUUGCACACCUCGCCGUUGUUCCAAACCGUAACAGAUGGUACCGAACCCUUCUGUCCAUUCUAUGUUAAUGGGCGAUAUUACAGACGAGGCUUUCUUCUUGUGGAUGGUAUUUACCCAUCAUGGUCUGUUUUCGUGAAGGCUCCUUCGUUUCUUGUCGAGGCUAAAGAAAAAACGUUCAAAAAGUUGCAAGAAUCGGCAAGAAAAUAUGUUGAGAGGUCUUUUGGUGUUUUAAAGGGUAGAUGGAGCAUUCUAAGCCGACCGGUUCGUGCGAUGAAUAAGAAAUCAAUACAUAGCAUAGUAUAUGCAUGUAUCAUAUUACACAAUAUGUUAAUCAAACAAGACGGGCGUGCAACAUCUCCAGAUUGGGUGCCGGAUCCUCCUACACAAGUUCACGUUCCCGAAAAUAUCCAACAACAAUUGCGUGAUGAAGAAACCCACUUUCGGUUGAGAUACGAUUUCAUCGAACUAGUAGGCUCUUUAGGUUUGGAAUUUUCUAAUUCGGACGAGGAGUAG